Solea solea (common sole) is the source of this 2560-nucleotide messenger RNA. Its product is annotated as WAS/WASL-interacting protein family member 2-like. Lineage: Eukaryota; Metazoa; Chordata; Actinopteri; Pleuronectiformes; Soleidae. The record is from RefSeq and is a predicted model, not a curated record. The transcript is spliced from 8 exons. Gene Ontology annotation, molecular function: actin binding. The coding region runs from base 306 to 1712 and encodes 468 amino acids.
AGAAACAACGACACCCAUAAAAGUAAUACAAUCAAAAUUCAUCAUAAACAAAAAACAGCGUGUUUUGUUAAUGACACACAUACACACACACACACACACAGCUGCGCAAAGUGCGUAAGUCCUCAGGUCACGUGACCUGACGUAACUGAGGAGUAAUCUCUGCAGCAGAGAAGCUAACGGCUAACAGCUGAGCUAACAGUAAUCACACACACACACACACACACACUCAGCAGAAUGAGAAAGUCCGCGGCAAAACGGUGACGUUAUUCAGAGUGAUCGUGUGUGUGGGUUCUGUCAACAGCAGGAUGUCCAUCCCUGCCCCACCACCUCCUCCUCCACCAGGGGGCCCCCCACCUCCCCCCACCUUCAGCCAGGCCAACACCAGCCCUCCACAGCUGACCAGGGAGGAGGUCAAAGGUCGUGGCGCCCUGCUGUCUGACAUCUGUAAAGGUACCGAGUUGAGGAAGGUGUCGGUGGUGAACGACCGCAGCGCUCCGCUGCUCGACAGUAAGACUCAAACACCAAAGAGCCAAACACCAACCACAGAGCACCCAUACAUUCGCUUAUUCCAAUACCUGCACCAGCAGCAGAGCCAGCCCAAACAGCAGGGGGCGCCGUCUGAGGAGCAGCACAACAAGACGUCCCUGGAGAAGCCUAAAAGAGGCAGAGUAGCAACAGUAGGAGGAGCCACUGUGGGUGGAGUUCCCAAACUGCAGCCAUUUCCAGAUGUCCCACCUGGACGUCCGCCCUCCACCAGAGCCGCUGCGCCCCGCCCUCCCCGUCAUCACCACAACAACACUAAUGACUCCUCCCCUCAGGCAUCAUCGCCCUUGGAGACCAGUCACUCCCAGCGUCCUUUGCUCCUUUCUCCCUCCCCCCCCUCCACUGGCACGAAGCAUGCUUCCUCUGCCCCUCCUCCCCCUUUCUGUCGCCGUGGCAACGCCCCCUCCCCUCCCACCUCCGCCUCCUCCUACAGAGAGAAGCCGCUCCCACCCACACCAAACAGCACCCCGCCCCUCCCCUCAAAACCCCCCCCAUCUCCUGGCAACAACAGACGUCCUCCCAUCUCAGGAGCUAACCCCGCCCCUUACACGCCUCCCUCCACGCUGGCCCCGCCCCCUCAGCAUUACCACAUCACCAACGGUCUGACAGGAAGUGGUGGCGAAGCAGCGCCCGAGCUGCCGCAUCGUCACAACUCCCUCAGCAACAAGAGGCCCGCCCCUUCACCUGGAGGCCACACACCCACCCGAGGCCCCGCCCCGCCUCCUCCCCCAGCCUCGCCCACCCCCUCCCAACAGGGUGCCAACAGGCCGCCGCCCCCAGUCAGAGAGACUGCAGGUCGAGGAGCAGCUCCUCCUGGUCUGUCAUCGACCUCGAAGGCAGGGACAAGAGAAGCCCCGCCUCCUCCGCCUCCACCUUAUAGGAUACUUGGUAGCCCCUCUCUCUCCUCUGACCCCCCCACCAGAGGAAAACCUCCUCCCCCGCCCACCCGCACUCCUGCUGCUCCUCCCCCGCCUCCUCUCCGUAACGGACACGCCCCCUGCCCCUCCAUCUCUCGUUCAUUUGUGGACGACUUCGAAUCCAAGUAUUCGUUUCAUCCACUGGACGAUUUCCCGCCUCCUGAUGACGUCAGACAUUUUACUAAGAUCUACCCGAGCAGAGCCAACAGAGUGACGAGAGGAGCUCCACCCCUUCCUCCUGUUGGGAGGUGAUGCAUGAACACACUCACGCACACACGAAGCAGAGGAGUGAGUUCAGUUGCUACGUUAGCUUUAAACCAGUGACAUCGCUGUGAGCACAGAAGCCACGCCCCCACCACCACCACCGCCUAUCAUCUGUCUCUAUGCUAAGCUAACCAUGUUCUCAACUAAAUGUGUGGGACAGAUGCACCUUAACACAAAGUCAGACCUGGAUCCAGGUCAGGAUCUGGUUCUAGACCUGGAUCCGAGUCUGGACCUGGUCUUACUGUAAACAGCGUUUCUGAGUGAUUUUCAGGUGAAACUAUAUUUAAAGAUUCUGAUAUUUUCUUUGUGAACAUUAAAGUUGGAUGUUGCAGAAAUAUUAGUCGUGUUAAUAAACGUCGUAAUUGUGCCAUAAAUGUUAGCGUCGUAGCAUCAAACAGCGUCAAAAAUAAAGUUGUGAUGUUUUGAAAACAAGUUUGGUGACGAGAGAAACCUGAAGAAAAUGAACUUGUGACGUCCCUGAACCCUGUCCUGUGAUUGGUCCCUGAACCCUGUCCUGUGAUUGGUUGUGACGCCUUGUUGCUGAACUGCAUUUUGGGUAUGUUGCUUUGUAAACUUGUCUGCUCGCAGUAUAUCGUCGUCAUGGUUACAGAAACAUUAGCAACUGUUGGUUUGAAGUCGGCCAUGACCAUCUUUAGCCACGCCCACUGUAUUUUUACAUGGCGUUGUUAAUGAAUCAAAGUCAUGUAACCUCACUUCACCUCUGUUGUUUUGUUUGAAUUUUAUUACGAAAGAACAAAAGUUUAAAUCGUUUCGUUGUUUUUUGAUUUUUGCCUUAACAACUGCAUGAACACAAUAAACUGCUUCCUGUUGCAUCA